AUGUCGCCCAUACGCUCUACUCUCCUCCGUCAAUCAGCAGCUCUCCGCUCUCUGCAACUCCAUCAACCUAUAGCAUCUUCUUCGAGGAGUAUCGUGAUACCUCCACUUUAUCGUCAACCCCUCUCAUUCCCUAGAUUUUCAGCUAUAUCAACUAGACGAUGGAAUUCUUCAUCAUCAUCAAGCAAUGCAGAUGCGCAAGAGAACCCACAGAUAGAAGCUCCCAAUGGUAAUGGUGAUGGGUCGAAGCAGAAGAUAGGUCAGAUCGAACCUAGAUUACAAAUGACAUUCACAUGUACUGCCAACGAAUGUGGACAUCGCUCGACACACGAAUUCUCCAAAAGAGCUUAUACCAAGGGACUAGUAUUGGUUCAAUGUCCUGAAUGUAAAGCUAGACACUUGAUAGCAGAUCAUAUAGGAUGGUUCAAAGAAAGUCUGGAAGGCGGAAAGCUCAAAACUGUAGAAGACCUCCUACGUGCUAAAGGCGAGAAGAUCAGAAAGGGAAGGGUGAAUAUGGAAGGUGAUAUAGAAUAUGAAGGUGAUGAUUAG
Kwoniella botswanensis is the source of this 546-nucleotide messenger RNA. RefSeq lists its product as uncharacterized. The transcript has 4 exons. NCBI's taxonomy places the organism in Eukaryota, Fungi, Basidiomycota, Tremellomycetes, Tremellales, Cryptococcaceae. The record is from RefSeq and is a predicted model, not a curated record. Gene Ontology annotation, molecular function: zinc ion binding; protein-folding chaperone binding. Bases 1 to 546 code for a protein of 181 amino acids. Gene Ontology annotation, cellular component: mitochondrion. Gene Ontology annotation, biological process: protein import into mitochondrial matrix; protein folding; protein stabilization.